GGGUGAGACGAGAGAGAGUCGUGGCAGGAAAGAUACCUGGUGAAUUUGCUCCAGUACAGGCAGUUGUUUGUGGAUUUCAGUAACGACGUUACUUUUUGAAAAACAGUUCCUUUUUUUUUUAAAUAAGAAAAAGCUUAAUAACCCAACAAAAAUGAACAAGAUUAUGUUUGUCGGGGCAUUGGUGCUGGCCUGCGUGGUAAUGGGACAGGCACUGCAAUGUUACAAAUGCGAUUUGGGAGUGUUUGGCAUUUGCUCAAAAAGUAUAAUUAACUGCACUGGGGCUACGGACAAGUGCUACAACGCGAAUGGGAAAUCCGCUUCACUUCUAUUGGUCCAGGAGAAGGGCUGUGUGGCACUAACAAGCUGUAACACGAACAACAACAACACUGUGUUCCAGCAGGUUGUUUACAGCAUAACCAAGGUGUGCUGCGACGGGGAGCUGUGCAACAGUGGAGCUACAGUCGGUGUCUCUGUGCUGGCUGGCAUUGCCAUGGUCACGGUGUGGCUCACUAGCUUGCUGUAAACCACCUGCACUGCAGCACACUGUCAGAAGUUUAUGGUAAAGCUACAAGAAUCUCGGACAGACUUUUUGGUCCAUGCCUUUGGCAUGCUGGAACGUUUGUCCGCUUGUUUUAUUUGAGUGCUGUAAACCAGUGACAUCAUUCACAAUAGCAAUAUAAAUGAUAAAAAAAUAAAUAAAAAUAUGCAUCUUCCUGUGUCCCAUCUAUAGCUACAGUACUUCUAGAUUCUGAAAGGAAUGUUAACACAGUCCAAGAAUAACUUUUUUGCCUUUUCAGUGUCUUCCUGACCUAUUAAACUUUCUUUCUCAUUGAAUUGAAUUUUUUUUUUUUUUUUUGGCUCUUCCAUGAAUGCUGAUGGGUGAAUAAUAUGGGAAAAGUUGAAUACAAGACAUGUGAAUGAUAGGUAACUUGGAUAAUCCAGUUUUUUCUGUUAGUUAGUUAGUUCUAGAUGCCCUCUUCCCCCUUCCUCUACAAUGAAAGCCACGAUGUGUCCCCCUGUACUGUUCUGCACCCGUGGUGACAUUACAAAACCAAUGUAACCGUGUGUCACUCUAUACAGAGUGACUGGUCUUAUUCUUUACUGUAGAUACCUGUGAAGAAACUGCUUUGUGAAAAUUGGCAGCAUUUGUUUAGUGGGCAUGACUACAACUGUCAUUUGGGUACAUACAUUUCCCUUUGCAAAACUUUGCUGAAAGGCCUUGAAGAGUAAAUAUCUUCAAGUGCCUCUUCUAUAUUAUGGUGUUUCAGAUCAUUCGGAAUAGUUCUGGGUUCUGUUGCGUCCAUUUGUAUUGAAUCCUUAUUUUUCUCUAAAUCUGGCUUUGUACUUGUCUGGAGAAUCCAGAAUUGGAGGGGUUUCCUUGUUACAUUCAAAUCAUGCGACAAUGUGAUCUUUCAACUGCGCUGGCCAACAGAGUUGAAAGGUGACACGGUCACGUGACCUGACUGGAAUGAGGAAGACUGUUGGUCCCAGCUCAAAAUAGUCAAAAGCCAAUCGCAAUAGCAAGAUCACAAUUUCAAGAUAGUAUUAAUAAUUGUGUAACAGAAGUUAGGAAAACAUUCUGAAUGACUUGCAAACAUCACAAAAAGGGAAGGGUACAAGACUGGCAUUUGUAGCUUUACUGCCUUAAUUAGCCCCUACGUAGAGAUUGGCUGUUCCUUUUUUCUAUUCUUCUAUUUCCUCCCCCCCCCCCCUGCAAACUAAGUGCUUUGUGAAAUGUAGUCUUAUUGUCAACUGCAUAUCUGUUUGUUAAUACAAGGAGCGUGCAAAGUGGUGAUCGAAAGUGUCAAGGGCUUUUGUUUGUUUUUAUUGAACCUUGUCCAAAGUUAGUAGUCCAUUUUAAAUUGUAGAAGGGAUGGUUGGGUUAAAAAUUGCCAAAUACCUGUUUAGCAUUAUUUGUGUUUUUCCCUUUGUCCAUUGUACUUGUUUUGAAGUUGCUGGUUAAAUAAAUUCCCAGUGAUACUGAAUUGUACAAUUUUUAGGACUUGUAUAUUUUAGGAUUUCUGUAAAUGGAUUUGGUGCAAACAUAUAUUUGGAAAUAAAGAUUUUUUUUUUUUUAACUUUA
Messenger RNA from Acipenser ruthenus (sterlet), 2083 nucleotides. Its product is annotated as sperm acrosome membrane-associated protein 4-like. The transcript is spliced from 3 exons. The record is from RefSeq and is a predicted model, not a curated record. NCBI's taxonomy places the organism in Eukaryota, Metazoa, Chordata, Actinopteri, Acipenseriformes, Acipenseridae. Bases 152 to 523 code for a protein of 123 amino acids.